GGUUGAGAGGAAGGGAAAGGUGGCAAGACAGCAAAAGUGAUCUGAACGCCAGGGGGACUCUGGGAGAGUUUACUGCAUCCCUUUACGUCUCGGGGUCUCCAGAAAUAUACGGAUCAGGAAUACAUUCACCCUCUAUGGCCAGGGAAAGGGCUACCCUAGACCCUCUAGACAGGAAAUUACUUAUCCUCGGCCUCGUUCAUUUGUCCCCCCAACCCUAAGUACUCGGGUAGAGUCUAAUUCCCUGUGCAUUGAAGUCGGCUCCAGCGGGCGGGCCCUCGGGAGACCGGAGGCGUGCAGGCCCCGCCCACCGCUCCUCCAGGCUUCCCGGCCAGCGCCCGUUGUCAUGGCAGCAAGGGGGCGCGCCUGACGUGCGGCGGCGCUUCCGGGAAGAUGGCGGCCGUGGAGGUGGCUACGGAGCAGGCCACUGUGGUGACGGCCUUGGGGCCAAAGGCGAAGGACGAAGAAGAGGAGGAGGAGGAGGAGGAGGAGGAGGAGGAGGAGGAGGAGUCGUUGCCACCAUGCGAGGCAGUGCGCUGGGCCCCAGUGGGGGCGGUGGCCGAGGCCGGGCCUGGGGCGGCGGCGUUCUCGGAGGAGGCGGCGGCAGCCGAGGAGCCUGGAGCGGCUCCGGGCUCUCCUCCGGACGCGACCGUCCGCACGCUGCGGCGACUGCAAGCCGAGCGGCGGCAGCUGGACUCGGCCCUGCUCGCGCUGUCCUCGCACUUCGCGCAGGUGCAGUUCCGCCUGCGCCAGGUAGUGCGCGGGGCGCCGGCGGAGCAGCAGCGUCUCCUGCGCGAGCUGGAAGACUUCGCCUUCCGCGGCUGUCCUCACGUCCUGGGUUACGAGGGGCUGGGAGACCCCUGCGGCGGCGGCGAAGGCGGCGGCGGCGGCGGCGAUGGGCUUCCGGAGGACCGGCCACGCGUGCGGGGCGAGGACCAGAGUGAGCAGGAAAAACGAGAGCGUCUGGAAACCCAGAGGGAGAAGCAGAAAGAACUGAUUCUGCAGCUCAAGACCCAGCUUGAUGACCUGGAAACCUUCGCCUAUCAGGAGGGCAAUUAUGACUCCCUGCCGCAGUCUGUGGUCUUGGAAAGACAGCGGGUGAUCAUUGAUGAGUUAAUAAAGAAACUGGACAUGAAUCUGAAUGAGGACAUCAGUUCCCUGUCAACCGAGGAGCUUCGUCAGCGUGUGGAUGCAGCAGUGGCUCAGAUUGUCAACCCAGCUCGGGUGAAAGAACAGUUGGUUGAGCAACUGAAAACCCAGAUCCGAGAUCUGGAGAUGUUCAUCAGCUUCAUCCAAGAUGAAGUGGGAAGCCCCUUGCAGACAAGUGGACACUGUGAGUGCAAGGCCAGCGGGAAGACAGGAAACGGCUCCACCAGAACAGGCAGCAGCACACUGCCCCCAGGAGCCAGCAAAACAGCAAAGGCAGAAGAUGUGAAGAGAGUCCGGGAAACGGGGCUACACCUGAUGCGUCGAGCGCUGGCUGUGCUCCAGAUCUUUGCUGUUAGCCAGUUGGGCUGUGCCACAGGCCAGAUCCCUCAAACCUUGUGGCAGCGGGGCCAGGCAGAUAGAGACUACUCCCCCUUACUGAAAAGGCUGGAAGUGUCAGUAGACAGAGUGAAGCAGCUAGCCUUGAGACAUCAGCCACAUGACCAUGUCAUCACCUCGGCCAACCUCCAGGAACUCUCUCUAGGAGGCAAGGAUGAGCUGACCAUGGCUGUGCGGAAGGAGCUGACAGUGGCUGUGAGGGACCUGCUGGCCCAUGGACUGUAUGCCUCCUCCUCUGGGAUGAGCCUUGUCAUGGCCCCCAUUGCUUGUUUGUUGCCAGCCUUCUCCUCGGCCCCUGAGACCAUGCACCCCUGGGAGCUCUUUGUAAAGUACUAUCAUGCCAAGAAUGGCCGUGCGUAUGUGGAAUCCCCAGCCCGGAAGCUCUCACAGUCCUUUGCCCUUCCUGUAACGGGUGGCACCGCUGUGACUCCCAAACAAAGUCUUCUGACAGCCAUCCACCUGGUGCUGACGGAGCAUGACCCUUUCAAGCGCAGUGCUGACUCAGAGCUGAAGGCGUUGGUGUGCAUAGCACUGAAUGAGCAGCGCCUGGUGUCCUGGGUAAACCUCAUCUGCAAGUCAGGGUCCCUCAUCGAGCCCCAUUACCAGCCCUGGAGCUACAUGGCCCACACAGGUUUCGAGAGUGCCCUCAACUUGCUCAGCCGCCUCAGCAGCCUCAAGUUCAGUCUUCCUGUAGACUUGGCCGUGCGCCAGCUCAAGAACAUCAAAGAUGCCUUUUGAUGAGAAUGCCUGACCUUAGCACCCGCCCCCCACACACACACCUUGCUCUGAAGAGAUAGCUGUCCUAGAGUUCCAGAGUACAGGCAGGGAGUCAGAGCAAGGGUUAGAGACAUUUUCUCAAACCCUUUUCAGGUGGUCACCCUAAUGGAGGCAAAGCCUGUUUUCUCUUAGCAGAUUAAGAAGAUGUGCAGAGACUCUCAUCAAAAAUAGUGUCAGGGCCUUGAGAGAUGCUUCACCAGGUAAAGAUGCUUGCUAUCACACCUGGCAAUCUGAGUGAUCCUGGGGACCCACCUGGUACAGGGAGAGAACAGACCUCUCACAGAUUGUUCUCUUACCUCCACACACGAACUGUGGCACCUGUGCAUCCCUCAGGUGCCCAAACACAAGUAAAUUUAAUAAUAUAAUUUUUUUUUUUUUUUUUUUUUUUUUUUUGGUUUUUCGAGACAGGGUUUCUCUGUGUAGCUUUGCGCCUCUUCUGGAACUCACUUGGUAGCCCAGGCUGGCCUCGAACUCACAGAGAUCCACCUGGCUCUGCCUCCCGAGUGGUGGGAUUAAAGGAGUGCACCACCACCGCCCGGCUUAAUAAUAUAAUCUAAAAACCAGUGUCAGGACUAGAGGUGUCGCUCAGUGGCGUGGUGCAUGAAAAGCAUGCACACAGGCAGGGCUGAGGACGUUAAAAGCAGAAAGAGCCAUCCCUGGCCCACCACAGUGUACCAGUCCCACUGGGUAGGAACCUGUGUUAACAAAAUCAGUUACCACACAUAGCUAAUGCCCAACUCACUGUGGCAUGUCUGAUUUUCAGAAAAUUGAGGUUGUGCCCACCAUUCUCUUCAUGGCAGCAAGUCACUGUAUGAGGGAGUUCUGGAAGACUCUGAGCUUCAGGCUCCUGCUAGUUAGGUUGGAGCAUUCUUCUUUAUCAGAAGCAGCUGUGAGAGCCCGAGGGCCAGAACUGUAAUUCCAGGUAGGAAUUCUGAUUCCCCUUCCUUUAAGGGAGUUUCAGUGUGAGUCUAAGAUGAGAACAGCAAUCUCCCUGCUGAGGUAAUCCGCCCACACAGACAGUGCUGUCCUGGUCUCAAAGAAUGACAACUGAUAUUAGGUACCAUCUCUAGAAAGUCACUUUCCUCUGUGAACCUCUCAGGGCUGACAGUCUUUGGCCUUGCACUCAAGAACACACAGUGCACACCGUGAUGAGUGGUACAGCCCCGUGGGUUGUGACCCACUGGCACCACUUGCCUGAAGAAUGGCUGACGGGGAAGGUUUGAUCUUGCAGUGUGGUCAGCAGCAGGGCCAGGAAUUACUAACGAUCUCCAUACAGACCACACACCUGCACAUCUGUGAGAAUAAUUCCCUUGUCUUUCAGCAUGCAGUGAGCACAUGCUCCAGGACUCACCAAGGAUGGGUGAACUAAACUGCCACUUGCAUUUUGUUCCUGUGAAGUACACUUUAACUUAUUUCAGUGACUUGUCACUUAAGAUGCAUCAUUGACAUUUAAUGUCAAUAUGUGCAGUUUCCCUAUGAAACACAGUAGUGUUCUGGGGUGUGGGAUGCAGCUCAGUGAUAGAGUGCUUGCUGGCAUGUCUGAGACCGUGUUUUUGUCCUCAGCACCACCCCAGGAAAAAAAAAAAAAGAUAAUUGUAAAAUAUCAUAAAUAAUGAUAUAUCUGUGAUUGAUAAUAAAAUUACAGUAUUUUGUGUA
This is a messenger RNA of Peromyscus californicus insignis, 3975 nucleotides long. It is a transcript of the gene Rundc1, whose product is annotated as RUN domain containing 1. The transcript has 5 exons. The record is from RefSeq and is a predicted model, not a curated record. Bases 391 to 2280 code for a protein of 629 amino acids. NCBI's taxonomy places the organism in Eukaryota, Metazoa, Chordata, Mammalia, Rodentia, Cricetidae.